GCUCCCCAGAUUCAUUCUACAAACAACUCGCUGUCCGUUACUACUGCUGCUGCCGCCGCCACAGCCGCCGCCGCUGCUGCUGCUACUAUAAAUACUUUCAGAAUAGGGGUGGAGAGUGAUAAAUUACAACUAUUCAUUGAAUAUGGUGCAGAAAUAAAUGCUAAACAUUAAUGGACAAACUGCAUUUUUGCUUCCGUAAAGUGGGAAACAACAAUUCGUAGUCAAAGGUGAAAUGGCUGCAUUGCGUCCUCAAGGUUUGAUUAAUUCUGUUGAGUAUGUUGCUGAUGCAGGAACUGCAGAUAGAGAUGAGACGAUUGCAUUGAUAUCAGCAAUUGAACGAGAUUCAAGUGAGUGUGUGGAAAAGUUGAUGGCUGGCGAAGCUGAUGUAAAUAUUGCAGACAGAGAUCGAAAUACUGCAUUGAUAUUAGCAAUUGAGCGAGAUUCAAGUGAGUGUGUGGAAAUGUUGAUUGCCAAUGGGGCAGAUGUAAAUGCAGUUGACAAAGAUGGAAAUACUGCAUUAAUGAAAGCAAUUUCAUCAAAUUCCACCAAAUGUGUGAAAAUGUUGAUUACUGGUGGGGCAGAUAUGAAUUGUGUAGAUUAUUAUGGACGGACUGCAUUAAUGUAUGCGAUUGGAACGAACUAUUCUGAAUUUGUGGAAAUAUUAAUUGCUAGUGGGGCUGAUGUGAAUAUUGCAGACAAAGAUGGAGAAUCUGGAUUAAUGAAAGCAAUUACGUCGAAUUCCCUUAAAUCUAUGGAAAUGUUGAUUACUGGCGGGGCAGAUAUGAAUCAUGUAGAUAUAUAUGGAUGGACUGCAUUAAUGUAUGCGAUUGGAAAGUCUGCAUGUGUGGAGAAGAUAAUUGCCAGCGGGGCUGAUGUGAAUAUUGCAGACAAAGUUGGAAAUACUGCAUUAAUAUAUGCUGUUAAAAGAAAGAAAUCUGCAUGUGUGGAAAAGUUAAUUGCAAGUGGAGCUGAUUUAAACAUUGAAGACAAAGAUGGAAAUACUGCAUUGAUAUUUGCAAUUAAGCGAGAUUCAAAUGAGUGUGUGGAAAUGUUGAUUGCUGGCGGGGCUGAUGUAAAUAUAGCAGACAAAGAUGGAAAGACUGCAUUGAUAUUUGCAACUAAGCGAGAUUCAAGUGAGUGUGUGGAAAUAUUGAUUGCUGGCGGAGCUGAUGUAAAUAUAGCAGACAAAGAUGGGAAGACUGCAUUGAUAUUUGCAAUUAAGCGAGAUUCAAGUGAAUGUGCGGAAAUGUUGAUUGCUGGCGGAGCUGAUGUAGAUAUUGAGGACAAAGAUUGGAAGACUGCAUUGAUAUUUGCAAUUGAGCGAGAUUCAAGUGAGUGUGUGGAAAUGUUGAUUGCCAAUGGGGCAGAUGUAAAUGCAGCUGACAAAGAUGGGAAGACUGCAUUACUAUUUGCAAUUCAGAAUGAUUCAAGUAAGUGUAUGGAAAUGUUGAUUGCUGGCGGAGCUGCUGUAAAUAUUGAAGACAGAGAUGGGAAGACUGCAUUGAUAUUAGCAAUUGAGCGGGAUUCAACUGAGUGUGUGGAAAUGUUGAUGGCUGGCAGAGCUGCUGUAAAUAUUAAAGACAUAGAUGGGAAGACUGCAUUGAUAUAUGCAAUUGAGCGAGAUUCAACUGAGUGUGUGGAAAUGUUGAUGGCUUUCGGAGCUGCUGUAAAUAUUAAAGACAUAGAUGGGAAGACUGCAUUGAUAUUAGCAAUUGAGCGAGAUUCAAGUGAGUGUGUGAAAAUGUUGAUGGCUGGCGGAGCUGCUGUAAAUAUUAAAGACAUAGAUCGAAAUACUGCAUUGAUAUUAGCAAUUGAGCGAGAUUCAAGUGAGUGUGUGAAAAUGUUGAUUGCAAGUGGAGCUGAUGUAAAUAUUGCGGACAAAGAUGGAAAUACUGCAUUGAUAUUUGCAAUUAAGCGAGAUUCAAAUGAGUGUGCGGAAAUGUUGAUUGGAAAUGGGGCAGAUGUAAAUGCAGCUGACAAAGAGGAAAAAACUGCGUUAAUACAUGCCGUUAAAAGGAAGAAAACAGGACUAUUGAAGAAGUUACUUGCCAAUGGAGCAAAUGUAAAUAUUGCAGACAAAGAUGGAAAGACUGCGUUAAUACAUGGAGUAUAUUUGGAGCCUACUGAAUGUUUCGACAAGUUGAUUGCCAGUGGAGCAGAUGUAAAUACAGCAGACAAAUAUGGAGAAAGUGCAUUAAAGUAUGCACUUGGAGAGAAAUCCGCUGAAUGUGUGGAAUUAUUGAUUGCCUGUGGGGCAGAUGUAAAUACUGCGGACAAUAAUGGUAGGAAUGUGUUGAUAUAUGCAGCUGUGUGGAACAAAUCUGCAUGUGUGAAGACGUUAAUUGCUAGUGGAGCUGAUGUAAAUAUUGCAGACAAAUAUGGGAAGACUGCAUUGAUGUUUGCAAUUGAGCAUAACUCAAUUGAAUGUGUGGAAAUUUUGAUUGCCAGUGAGGCAGACGUAAAUACAGUAGACAAAGAUGGGGAAACUACAUUAAUGAAAGCAAUUUUGUCGAAUUCCAUUAAAUGUGUGAAAAUGUUAAUUGCUGGUGGAGCAGAUGUGAAUAAUGUAGAUCAAAAUGGAUUGACUGCAUUAAUGUAUGCAACCCAAAGAGAUUGGUUAUCUGCUAAGUUUGUGGAAUUGAUGAUAGCUUGUGUAGCUGAUGUAAAUAUAGCAGACAAACAUGGAAAGACUGCAUUGAUGUUUGCAAGUGAGCAUGAAUCAAGUGAAUAUGUGGAAAUGUUGAUUGCCAAUGGGGCAGAUGUAAAUGCAGCUGACAAAGAUGGGAAGACUGCAUUAUUAUUUGCAAUUGAAAAUGAUUCAAGUGAGUGUGUGGAAAUGUUGAUUGCAUGUGGAACAGAUGUAAAUAUUGCAAACAAAGAUGGAAUGACUGCGUUAAUAUAUGCAAUUCGUAGAUGUAGAGGAUAUAAGAAAUCCAAUAAGUGUGUGGAAAUGUUGAUUACAAGUGGAACAGAUGUAAAUAUUGCAGACAACGAGGGAAGGACUGCGUUAAUAUAUGCACUUGGCUUUCAUUCAACUGAUUGUAUGGAAAAGUUGAUUGACAGUGGCGCAGAUGUAAAUAUUAAAGACAAGGAAGGAAUGACUGCAUUGAUGUACGCAACUGCGCAUUUUUCAAGUGAGUUUUUGAAAAUGUUGAUCGCGAAUGGAGCAGAUGUAAAUAUUGCAGACAAAGAUGGAAAUACUGCGUUAAUCUAUGCAGUUUUAUUUCAUUCAAGUGAGCUUGUGGCCGAAAUGAUGAUUGCACUUGGGGUAGAUGUAAAUAUUGCAAACAAAGAUGUGAAGACUUCAUUAAUGUAUGCACUUGAUAGGGAAUCCACCAAGUAUGUGGAAAUGAUGAUUGCCAGUGGAGCUGAUGUAAAUAUUGCAAGCAAAGAUGGAAAGACUGCAUUACUAAUUGCAAUUGAGAAUGAUUCAAGUGAGUGUGUGGAAAUGUUGAUGGCUGGCGGAGCUGAUGUAAAUACUGCAGACAAUAAUGGGAAGACUGCAUUGAUGUUUUCAAUUGAGCUAAAUUCAUAUGAGUGCCUGGAAAUGUUGAUUGCUGUUGGGGCAGAUGUGAAUAAUGUAGAUCAAAAUGGAAGGACUGCUUUACUGUAUGCAACUGAUAAAGAUUUGAUAUCUGCUCACUGUGUAGAAAUGUUGAUUGCUAGUGGCGCAGGUGUAAAUACUGCAGACAAAGAUGGGAAGACUGCAUUGAUGUUUGCAACAGAAAAUGAUUCAAUUCAGUGUGUGAAAAUUUUGACUGCCAGUUUGGCAGAUGUUGAUAGUGCAGAUAAAUAUGGAUGGACUGCAUUGAUAUAUGCAAUUUGGAUGGAAUUUACUGAGUGUGUUGGAAUACUGAUUGGCAAUGGGGCAGAUGUAAAUACAGCAGUCGAAAGUGGGAAGACUGCAUUAAUGUUUGCUAUUGAGUUUGGUUCAAGUGAUUGUAUGGAAAUGUUGAUUGCCUUUGGGGCAGAUGUUAAUAUGACAAACCUGCGUUUGGUUUAUUCUAGGUGUCAAAAUUCAAUGAUACUAUUUUUAAUUGCUAUUUCAUUCGGUAUAGAAGACCCUGGCCACCAGUGUCUAAAUGCAAUGUAUGAAGCAUAUGGUUUUCCCGCUCAGACACAAUUGAGAUUGAUCAACAUUAUUCAAAGAAGGAAACUGAGUCUGAAAUGUCAAGCUAGAAUGUGUAUGUUUAAAACAAUGGGAAUGGAUUGUGAUAAAUACGUCAAGACCAUUGACAGUUUGAUAUUAAGAGGAAACUUGCCUCCAAGGUUGAAAGAUUUUAUGAUGUUUAACAAUGAAGUGUCUGAGAUGUUUUUAACCCUUAAAUUGUUACUUGUUGUUUUCACCCUCUAA
Messenger RNA from Owenia fusiformis, 4354 nucleotides. The record is from the annotation of a GenBank genome assembly. Lineage: Eukaryota; Metazoa; Annelida; Polychaeta; Sabellida; Oweniidae.